Caretta caretta (loggerhead turtle) is the source of this 951-nucleotide messenger RNA. Its product is annotated as olfactory receptor 6M1-like. NCBI's taxonomy places the organism in Eukaryota, Metazoa, Chordata, Testudines, Cheloniidae. Gene Ontology annotation, biological process: G protein-coupled receptor signaling pathway. The record is from RefSeq and is a predicted model, not a curated record. Gene Ontology annotation, molecular function: G protein-coupled receptor activity; olfactory receptor activity. Gene Ontology annotation, cellular component: membrane.
AUGAAUCCUCUCAAUCAAACUGUGGGGUCAGCGUUCAUUCUGCUGGCUUUUCCGGUCACCUCAGAACUGCAGAUAUUCCUCUUUGUGGUCCUGCUGCUGCUUUACUCGCUCACCCUCGUGGGGAACGUGCUCAUCAUUUCCGUCAUAUGGUUCCAUCAUCGCCUGCACACUGCCAUGUAUUUCUUCCUCAGCAACUUAUCCUUCCUGGACAUCUUGUUCACCUCGGUCAUUUCCCCUACAAUGCUGGUCAGCCUCCUUUCAGAUAGGAAGACCAUCUCCAUCACUGCUUGUCUGGCCCAAACCUUCUUCUUCAUCUUCCUGUGCACAGUGGAGUUUGUCUUACUGAAGGUGAUGUCCUUCAAAAGAUAUGUAGCCAUCUUCAAGCCCUUAUGCUACACAGUCAUUAUGAAUGGCAGGGUGUGCUCCAGGCUUCUCCUUAGCUGUUGGAUGGUAGCUUCUCUAUCCAUGCUUGGUCCAACCAUAGUGUACACCAGGCUACCUUUCUGCAGCCAAGAACUAGACCAUUUAUUUGGUCUUAUCAACCCUCUGCGAAAAGCUUCCUGUGUCGACACCAGCUACCUCAAAAUGCUAGACUUCAUUCUCUCCUCCAUUGUAUCAUGGAGCUCCUUAACGUUGACCAUAGAGUCCUACACCCACAUCAUAGCCACUCUCCUUAGGAUCCCCUCCGUCCAAGGGCCCAAAAAAGCCUUUUCCACUUGCGUCUCUCACCUCACCGUAGUAACCCUUGCCUACGAGAGUUCCAUUUUUCUGCAUGUCCGACCGCAGCACAACCAAUCCUUGGCUUCUGAAAAAGGAGCUUCUCUGCUCACUGAGGUGGUGAUACCCCUGUUGAACCCUUUCAUCUACAGCCUCAGGAAUGAUAGAGUUAAGGAGGUCUUGAGAGAUGCUAUAGUGAGGCUUAUGGGUUGCUCAAAGAAGGUCAGUCCUUGA